GGUUGCGUUGCAGUGAGCCAGGAUUGUGCCACUGCACUCCAGCCUGGGUGAGAGAGCGAGACACUGUCUCAAAAACCAAAACAAAUUUGUGGCUACCUGGGGGAAGUGGAAUGGGGGACCUGUUGGGAAUAAAGGUUUUUCUUACAUUCUGAGCCUGGCUGCUUUCAUUUUCUGCUUCUGGCCAGGACAGACUCUGGGCCCUGCUUUUCACUUCCUACAGGCAUGGGGCAUUGAUCCCAGAGCCAGCUGGGAGCCACAGUCCAGGAACAGAUCUAGCCAUCCUCCUUAGGGAACAACCUCUGAAGCUGAUCCGCCAUUGAGCUCAGCCUUGUGCUUUAGAGUGGCAAGGAGGCUCUGCAGAGUAAGGAACACCUGUGUUGAAGUGUGAUCUCCCUAGAGCAGAUUGGAUGAAACCCUGAGUGCAGAUAAAUGCUCCUGCCAGAGGCUCCCUCUGCCUUCCUGGGUGAGAGGGCUGGACUCCACCUCUGAUUGGCACCGCUCCCAGCCCUUCCUUGGUUGCCUGGCAACAGCUCUGUGUCUCUGACAGAUUACACUAUGGCGGCUGGCCAUCCAGCAGCCAAGAGGGUUGUGGUGUACCGGAAUGGGGACCCCUUCUUCCCAGGCUCCCGGCUGGUGGUGACUCAACGCUGCUUCCCCACCAUGGAGGCCUUCCUCUGCGAGGUGACAUCAGCCGUGCAGGCCCCACUGGCUGUGCGUGCUCUCUACACUUGUCACGGCCAUCGUGUCACUGACCUGGCAGACUUGAAGAAUGGAGGGCAGUAUGUGGCCGCUGGCUUUGAACAAUUCCACAAGCUCCACUAUUUACCCCAUGGAGGGAAGGAUCCAGGUGGGAAGAGCUGCAGACUACAAGGUUCUCCGGUGACUCACCACCUGCGUGAUGGGCCUCUUGGACUGCGGCUGCCUGCAGGUGCUCCCUGCUACAUCCAUGUGUUCAGGAAUGGGGAUCUGGUAAGUCCCCCAUUUAGUGUGAAGCUGCCCCGGACUGCCAGCCAGGAUUGGGAAACUGUGUUGAAGCUCCUGACUGAGAAGGUCCAGUUGCAGAAUGGGGCUGCAUGCAAACUCUGCACCCUGGAGGGGCUCCCACUGUCAGCAGGGGAGGAGCUGGUAAGUGGCCAUUACUAUGUGGCUGUCGGAGAGGAUGAGUUCAAGGCCCUCCCCUAUCUGGAGCUGCUGGUACCCAGCCCUUCCCUGCCCAGGGGCUGCUGGCAUCCUCCAGACUCGAAGUCUAGGGCCUACAGGCAGGGGGCCCAAGGCCACAGGGCACAGGUAACCCAGCCCUCUCCAAAGGAACCAGACCAAAUUGAGCCAUCGACUUUCUAUGCCAGACCCCAGAAGACCAUUCAGCCAAGAAGCACCCCUACAAUCUCAUUCCCAUCAGGAGUUACAGGAAUAUAUGGGGUUCCCCACCCAAGGAAGGAGACAGCAGGGGCCCAGGAAGUAGCAGAUGAUGAAGACACCCAGACAGAGGAGCCCUUGGAUGAGGACCUCCUGGCUGAGAGCUGGAGGCUGGCCACUCUCUCACUCCAUUCUGCAUGGCCUUCCACUUCCUCCAGAGGGCAGCACAGAUAG
Cebus imitator (Panamanian white-faced capuchin) is the source of this 1590-nucleotide messenger RNA. RefSeq names its product doublecortin domain containing 2B (gene DCDC2B). Lineage: Eukaryota; Metazoa; Chordata; Mammalia; Primates; Cebidae. The record is from RefSeq and is a predicted model, not a curated record. Gene Ontology annotation, biological process: intracellular signal transduction. Gene Ontology annotation, cellular component: microtubule; microtubule organizing center.